UUUUGCUUGUGUAAAUUUAAUAAUUCCAGAUAAUUAUUUGAAACAAUAAUAUAAAUAUUCAUCAAAUAUAUGCAAUAAGACAAGAAAGAUGCGUACGAAUCGGUUCACAUUACAGCAACGUUUAUUAAUAUUGAAAACAUUUUAUGAAUCGAAAUUGUCAAUGGUGAAGACAUUACGAGCUUUAAAAUCCAGUGACCUUUUUGCUAAAACAAGUGUACCAAGUAUUAAUGCAAUACGCCAGUUGGUAAAAAAAUUUGAGCAAACUGGUCAAUUAUCAGAUAUGCCCAGAUCAGGACGUUCACGUUCAGCACGCACACAGGAAAAUAUCAAUAAAGUUCGCGAAAGUUUACACAAUAAACCUGAUAUAUCGGUUCGAUGUCGCGCUCUGGAGUUAGGCAUGAAUCGCACAACAAUGUGCACAAUACUCAAAAAGGAUCUUAAAUGGGAGGGUAACUAUGACGAUGAAGUGGAGGAUAGUGAAGAUGUCAGCAAUAACAGUGACAAUGACAGCGUUGAGUUUGUAUUAAAUAAAAUACAACCACAACAGAUUAUAAAAAAUAACAUUGAUGACGCUUCCAUAAUUACUACAUCUACAACAUUAUUGGAACAAGAUGAUGCAAUUAAUGAGUUCAAUGUCAAUGAAAUAUCACACAAUGACAGCUUAGAUUGCCAAACGGAGGUGUUACCACCACUUUCAAGUGAUUUGCUAGGUGGUGUGAAUUACAAUAAAGCAAUCUCGUAUACCCCACUUGAUACGGGUAAUGAUGAAGGUGUAUUUGAUGUGAUAUUAGAUAAUAACAAUGAUGCAUUUAAUAAUAAUGCAAUUGAUGGUUGUAAUAAAAAUAAAGAAAGUUAACUAUUCCUAGAUAAGACCAUUCAGAAUCUUUAGAUUUAAAGUUUACAUAAGUAAAUUUAAUGAUAAAUAUUGAUUGAAUUGUAUCUAACACUACUAUACUGUUUUAAGUGAUAUAACUAAAAUUACUAAUACAUCACGCGAUUCGU
Messenger RNA from Teleopsis dalmanni, 1002 nucleotides. RefSeq lists its product as uncharacterized. The transcript has 2 exons. The record is from RefSeq and is a predicted model, not a curated record. Bases 89 to 856 code for a protein of 255 amino acids. NCBI's taxonomy places the organism in Eukaryota, Metazoa, Arthropoda, Insecta, Diptera, Diopsidae.